Molecule: messenger RNA, 1749 nt
Organism: Capronia coronata CBS 617.96
Lineage: Eukaryota; Fungi; Ascomycota; Eurotiomycetes; Chaetothyriales; Herpotrichiellaceae
Exons: 2
Coding region: 1-1749 (582 amino acids)
Molecular function (GO): protein binding
Source: RefSeq, a predicted model, not a curated record
AUGGCUUCGGCCGAGACCUCGCCUGUCGAUCGCAAAGGGAAGGUCUCGAAACGAUCGUCCAAUUCUUACAACAGUGAAGAAUGGCGGAGGCACCGGCCCCUGAUCACUCAGCUCUAUUUCGAAGAAGGCCGAACUCUCAAAGAUGUGGCAGAGUAUUUGAAAAGGGAAUUCGAUUUUGCGCCAACGGAGCGCAUGUAUAAAAGCCGACUUCACACAUGGGGCCUCGACAAGAAGAAGAAGGAGCAUGAAAUGCUUGAGUUGGUCCGCCAGGGGUUGCAACAGAAAGGCGAAGACAAGGACAAGGUUUUCCUAGUCCGCGGCAGACAGGUCUCUCUCGCCGACGCCCUCCAUUACUUCAAUCGCAAGGGCAUCAAAGACCCGUCUAGUCUCCUGGACGGCCAGCAUGAUAUCUCUGGAGAGUUCUCGUCACCGGAAGAUGCCGGUGCCCGAACACCUCUGUCCUGUCACAACGAUAUGUUCGACGGCCAUCGAGACGGCUCCGACUAUGAAAUAUCCAGAAGUCCGGUAGAGAUGGAUGAGUUGGACAAGUCCAACGGCAUUACCUUUGCUCUUCCAGGUUUCAAUAUUGCCGAACAGCGACUGGCCGCUCUACAAGACGCCCUCAAUAUACCCGAGCUCCCGCCCAUGCCUCCAUUCCGGACACUGGCGGUGGAGUCCUUCGUCGCUCAUACGCCCGUAUCGCCCGAUGACCAACGGUACCUCGAUGCCGUGUUCCAAAACAUGCAAAGCCAUUACAUGAAUCUUUUCAGCGCUCGUAAUCUUUCCAUUCACAACACCACGGGGACGUGGACAGCGACCUCAGAUGAUGCCCUUGCCGACCGCUUCUACUACUCCAUGUACCAUGGUUAUUCGUUUCUCUGGAACGGGCAGAAAGACCGCGCGUUCGACAAUUUCUACAAAGCCUUUGCGCUGAUUGAGGGCCUACUCAAAGACGACCAGGUCGGCUUUAUGAUAUACAUCUUUGACCUGAUCAUCCGACACGACGACACAGGGUAUGAAGAGCCCUUGCUGAUGCUGCUCCAACACCUCGCCGACAUGGCCAAAGCCGUUUUCGAAUCGGAAGAACACCCUGUCUUUCUCAUUGCAAACUAUAUGAACCAUGCACCAAUGCCGCGGGCGUGGCUGGCUGAAGCCACUUUGCGACGACUGCUCGACUUUUUCCAGGACAGCAUUGGAUAUUUCCACCCCGAAACCAUUGCCUUAUUACAGACCUUCGCUACCGGUCUCAUGAACCGAAAGCGAUUCCCGGAGGCUGCUGUCAGAUUCCAACAACUGGUGGAUGCCUUCGAAACAACCUUGAGCAAGCAAUGUUAUGAAGUAUGCUAUGCAUUGCGGUCCACUUCCGAAGCCUACUUUCAUAUGGAACAGUAUCCGCAGGCUCUUCAGGCUCUCAAGGUCGCGCUCGAACGGGCGGAGGCGCUGUCUAGGUUGGAGGAGCGGGAGAUUUACGUGCGAUGUCUAAGAGGCAUGGCAGAGAUUUCGCACAAACUCGGCCGCAAAGAUGAAGCCAAUGAGACGAUGCAGUAUGUGGUCAACAUCUGUCGGGACGCCUUUGGGCCCGAACACCCGUUUACGAACCGGGCCAAGAUGCAUCUCAAGUCGAUACUCAAAGGCGAUGCCGCAACAGUGUCUGCGAUCCCACCUAUGGUCUACCGACUCGGACGUGGCGGCAACGCAGCCAAAUAUAUCUGGAUCUCACGGUCCAGUCCGACUCGUUUGCAGGCUUGA